This is a messenger RNA of Xiphias gladius (swordfish), 789 nucleotides long. RefSeq names its product homeodomain-interacting protein kinase 1-like. Gene Ontology annotation, biological process: peptidyl-serine phosphorylation; peptidyl-threonine phosphorylation. Gene Ontology annotation, molecular function: protein tyrosine kinase activity; protein serine/threonine kinase activity. Lineage: Eukaryota; Metazoa; Chordata; Actinopteri; Istiophoriformes; Xiphiidae. Gene Ontology annotation, cellular component: cytoplasm; nucleus. Bases 6 to 788 code for a protein of 260 amino acids. The record is from RefSeq and is a predicted model, not a curated record. The transcript is spliced from 5 exons.
AGUCAAUGAGGGGCAUUGUAGACGUCCUGGGCCAGCCAGCUGACCACCUUCUCUGUGCUGGGAAAUGCACACAAAAUUUUUUCAAGGUGGAAAAGCACUUGGACAGCCCAAGAUGGUGGAUGAAGACCCCAAGGGAAUACCAGCUUGACACUGGAAUUGAGCCGAAAACAUGGGACACAACAAUCAGAAGUCUGGAUGACCUGAUAACACACAACCCAGACACACGGGAAUCCAUUGAGCUGGAGGAUCAGAGAGCCUUUGUCAGCCUCCUGACAUGCCUUCUACAUACAGACCCAGAGAAGAGAAUCACUCCGGGGAAGGCUCUCGAUCACCCUUUUGUAACAAUGGUCCAUCUGGAAGACGAAAUAGACACCAGCUUUUAUGUUGAAGAUUCUUUAGAGAAAAUGAGGAUCUUACCAAUGGACAACAUGGACCUAUUUCUUGACUGUGCGGCUGAGGAAGAGCCCAAAGAGGAAGAGCCUUCGGCCAUACCUCGUCAUACAGACGCAGGCUCAGUCCUUCCUGGCUCCUGUGAUGGCAUUAAAAACAUGCCUCAGUCUUCUGAAGGAGCAGAAGCUGCUGCAGGAAUAGACACUACUGGCUCGGCUAUAAAGGAACCAACUGUUAGCCAAGGUGCAACCAGUCCAGCUGAGGAUGCAUCGGCCAGUGGCGGGUCACCCGAUGAAAGUCUGCCUGCUAAAGUCAAGAAGAGCCCGCUGAAGAGAGUCCGAAAAUUCUUUGGCAGGGCAAUAAGGACCAUUUUACGACUGAAAAAAGUCAAUAAAUAAA